AACGUUCGUGAACAGUUUCGCGGAAGUCUACUCUGCAUUGGCACGUCCUUUCAACCAUGCCUGUUUUCCUCGUCUGAACAUCAUUUUUUAUGUCUUUUUGUUCUGGCGUCACUUCGUGGACGAGAUGUUCACCAAUAUUUCAGUCUUGUGUAACGCAUUCGCUCAAUCGAGCGGCGACAUCUUUUCCCACGAACACAUCAGGAUUACAAAAAUUCGAUCACAGCAUUCCAAGUUACAACCGCUUUUCAAUAUCUUUGAUCAGUGCACUUCAUUUGGAAGAAAGUACCUAUAUCAGAGCCAGCAUUCCCCAACAUCCGGUAAAAUCGUGUACCCUUAUUCCUGCCCUCGACGCCUCGCGUAAAACACAAGCAGCCACCAACGUGGAUGGACAGAGAUAUUUCCAAUACUGCUCAACCACGCAAGAUGCCAUCCAAUCAACUUCUACAAAUGUUACCAAGUUACCUACAUCCAACCCAAUCAGCAUGUUGUGUUCAGAUGAUGAGUUCCACAAGUGUAUGCUGCACUGAUGAGUGAUCUCCUUUGCUGGUGGAGAUUAGGAAGUUGGGAGGGCGUCAUGUAAGCUUUUAUAGACUGGAAAAUCCCCGUUCCUAAAUUGUGUAUUGAAGACUUUGAGCUUACUUGUUCUGUAGCACUAGCUUCCUACGACCGUUGGAUGUCUCUUCGCAAAUCAGUCACUACAGUCAUAUAUAAACAAACUCCAUCAUGCGCAGCUCCAUCCUCACGGCGAGCUCGAGUGGGCAGGCAACGAGUGUUAGUACUACGACGGGGAGAACUGGGUCGUCAAGUGCAAAGGCUUCGAGCACGAUUUCUGCUGGAGCUGCGCAGACCAAUGCUUUCGUUGCUAUUAUUGUGGGUGCUGUUGGGUUCUUGGGGAUGGCUCUUGUUUUGCAGAGAGGACUUUAAUGUCAUUGCAAGGAAACUCAUGUUUUGUUAAGUUGGAAUAGUAACAGGGAUCUACUGAUAAUAAUCGAUUUUCCCGGGGGGAUCAAAAGUAAUGCUAGUUUUGAGAUUACAAUUACAUGGCCAAUUACGUUUGUAAAUAAACAAUGAACCGC
Messenger RNA from Cadophora gregata, 1076 nucleotides. RefSeq lists its product as uncharacterized. The coding region runs from base 90 to 527 and encodes 145 amino acids. The record is from RefSeq and is a predicted model, not a curated record. NCBI's taxonomy places the organism in Eukaryota, Fungi, Ascomycota, Leotiomycetes, Helotiales, Ploettnerulaceae. The transcript has a single exon.